ACCGAGGCAGGACGAGGAAAGAAGGGGAGCUCCUCGAAUUCGGGCUCUGUUCUCCGCGCGCGUAUAAAACCGGGGAUCGGUCGGGCUCGCAGCAUCAGUAGACUGUCUCCUUCGGUCCGUGAAACGAGUUAAGCAUGAAGGUCGCCGUCGUUCUGCUCGUCGCCGUGGGCUGCGCCCUCGCCGCGGAGAAGUACACCACCAAGUACGACAACAUCGACCUCGACCAGAUUCUCAAGAGCGACCGGCUGCUCAACAAUUACGUCAACUGCCUCCUGGAGGCGGGCAACUGUACCCCCGACGGCAAGGAGCUCAAGAAGUCGCUCCCCGACGCCCUGGCCAGCAGCUGCAGCAAGUGUAGCGAGCGACAGAGACAAGGUAGCGAGAAGGUCAUCCGGUAUCUAGUCAACCAGCGUCCCGAGAUCUGGGAAAAAUUGGCGAAGAAGUACGACCCGACCGGCGAGUACGCCUCCAAAUUCGAGGACGAGGCGACCAAGCGAGGAAUCAAGAUCUAAGGAACCGCGCGUUGACUUCCGACUUCUAAUUUCGCGAUAUCUGUACGUACGAGCAACGACGAGUCUUUCGCCGGAGGAAUCGCCGUCCUUGGACUGAAUACCGGUCGAAGCAAUAAAGGAUAAACGCGACGAAAUUGUGCGCCGUCGAUUUACGUCUCCCCCCGUGUCGUUUCGUCGACAGAUUUUAGUUAGUUUUAGGACAUUUGAAAUAAUUACCGGAUAAUGGGCGCCAGGGUUAUAUCUCUAGCGUCUUUACAUCUUGGGACACCGUUGAGACUUGAAUUUGAUGUUGAACGAUAUUAAGUCGACAGGUGCCAUGCAUCUUCUAUAUCGCAAACGUAAUUUCUUACGGCAAACUACUUGGGGUUUAUGUAAUAUACGUUAAAUACCUCGAAAA
Messenger RNA from Orussus abietinus, 909 nucleotides. RefSeq names its product ejaculatory bulb-specific protein 3. The coding region runs from base 135 to 512 and encodes 125 amino acids. The transcript is spliced from 4 exons. Lineage: Eukaryota; Metazoa; Arthropoda; Insecta; Hymenoptera; Orussidae. The record is from RefSeq and is a predicted model, not a curated record.